UCAGUGGGGUAGUGUUACUUGUAUUAAAAUAAGCCGAUUGUUUCAGUUCGGUCCAGUGCUUUCCUUCCGGUUACUAGUGCCAUGAGGUUCACAUGACGAGUGUGUAAAUAUUCAUCUCUUGUAUGAUUUCUUUUUCUAGGUGUAAACGGUGUGUCAUGUCUUCUGGAAGUGCGGAGUAACAAAGUGUUAGCCAUUAAUGCUAGCUUUAGCCACAGUAUUGUACUGUAACUAGUAAACAAGUCCAUCAGCGAGGCAGCGCGCGCAGGUCAAACUUCUUGCUGCUGUACAGGUGAACAUUUCAUCACUUCUGAAAAGCAAUGGCAUUCAGGAGAGACAGGAGUAUCCGAGACAUGUAUGAGCAGCGGUUCCAUCCAGACAGAGCUGCCCCUUACCCAAGAGGAGCUGGUGGGGAAAGGAGAGCUUUUGGACGUCCUGAUGAUGACUAUAUCCGAAACUUUGAGUAUGGCUCUCCUCGCUUUUACCCAAAUGGUGGUCCCAGAAACUACCACAAUGAAGAUAAGAAAGGCUACCAUAGUGACAGCCACUACUCUUUCUCUAAUGAACCCAGAGGAGGCCCAGCUAACCGAAGGGAUGACUACCCUUAUUACAGAGGACCCAAAGAUGAUUCUCAUUCUGGACGCCAGGUGGAUUUCAGGGAAGAGAGGGAAGGUCUGCGGCGCAAAGCACCCUUUCCUCCAGUCCACGAAUGCUCCCCUACUCGGCAGGAUGUGUCUCCUUCCCCACACAGCCGCUCCGGAUCUAGCAUUAGCAGUCGAAGCUACUCUCCAGACCGGGGCAAGAGCCACACAUACCAGCCUCCUCUGGGAAAAAACAGGGACAGAGCCACAGGGCCCUCUGUCAGUGUGUCCCGAGAUGGAUCGCCACAUAGUUCUGUGUCAGCCUCUAAAGAAGAAAUGCCAGUGAUGGAACGUCAAUCAGAUGAACCUCUGGCUCCUGCAGAUGAAGCCACUACCAUUGCAGAUGACUUCCAUGAACGGCGAUCUCAGGCUAUUGCAGCCAAAGCCCGAGAAAUAGAGAAGGUAUACCGACAAGACUGUGAGACGUUUGGGAUGGUGGUGAAGAUGCUUGUGGCCAAGGACCCUAAUCUAGAGAAGCACCUCCAGAAUCCUUUGAAAGAAAACCUUAGUGAGAUUCGUGAGCGAUGUCUUGAGGAUCUACGACACUUUAUCUCAGAACUAGAUGAAGUCGUUCGUCAACCAGAACCUUCUGUCUGAGGUACCAGCAUUGCAUCUGAGAGAAAACCUUCAUCAAUGUUCUGAGUGUACUUCAUACUUUCAAGAUGUGUAAUAUUUUGGAACAUUAUUUUUUUCAUCACAAAAAUGAAUUGAGUUAUUUUGUGUACUUCCCCCAAGCUAGUCAAUCUUAGAGAGUUAAGUGAUCAUCAUUACUCUCAAAUAAAAACUAUUUGUAUUGAUACAGUAUUAAUUCAUGAAACUGGAUUAUGUUUUCAACCUAAACUGCUUAACAUAAGGGUUUUGUUUGUUUUGUUUUUUUGUGUAUGUACUGUGUGUAAAUAUUGCCCAUGGAUUAGGAUAAUUUGGCAUUGGUCUUUUCAAAAUUUUAUUGGAAGUUGUUUUUGGAAGUUUCCAGUAUAUUGUUUAUCUGUGUAAAUCAAUAAAAAUAUCAUAGUCAAUCUUA
Molecule: messenger RNA, 1659 nt
Organism: Neoarius graeffei (lesser salmon catfish)
Lineage: Eukaryota; Metazoa; Chordata; Actinopteri; Siluriformes; Ariidae
Gene: pphln1
Product: periphilin 1
Exons: 9
Coding region: 318-1235 (305 amino acids)
Biological process (GO): negative regulation of DNA-templated transcription; protein localization to heterochromatin; negative regulation of gene expression, epigenetic
Cellular component (GO): nucleoplasm
Source: RefSeq, a predicted model, not a curated record